AUGUUUCUUUUCUAUCCUUUUUUUAACAAUAUUUAUUUUCUUUUUUUCCUUCCCGUCGGCCUUUUUUCUUCUCGCUUUUCUUUCACCGUUACUUUUGUAUUUCCUUUGCUUCUUCCUUUUUCAAACUCUUCCUUUCAUUCUCUUUUAUUCUUCAUUUUUUUUUCCUUUUAUUUGUUGAAUCUUUGUCUUUCUCUUUCUUUUUGGCAUCGUUUUCUUUUAUUCUAUAUUUGUAUUUCUUUGUCUCCUUUUUUAAUCUUAUAUUUCGUUUCGUUCUUUUUUUUCCCCAAUAUUUAUUCUCUUUUCUUUCCUUCCCUUCUUCUGCCUUUUUCCUUCUUGCUUUUCUUUUUACCGUUACUCCUUCGCUUCUUCCUUUUUCAAACUUUUCCUCUCUUUUCCUUUUCGUUUUCUUCCCUUCUAUUUUUAGACUAUUCUUUCUUUUCAUUUCUCGCCUUCAAUUUUUCAUUCCCUUUUUCGCUUCUUCUUUUCCUUUUGUUCCUUUCGUUUCUUUUCCUUUUCUUCUUCGCUUGUAUCUGUUCCUUUUCUUCAUUUUUCUUCCGUUUGACUUUUACUUCUCUCUUUCAUUUCUUUCCUUCGACCUUUCCUUCAUUUGUUCAUUUCUUCUUAUUUCCUUUCCUUUCUUUUUGUUUUCUUUCUCAAUUUGUUCUUUCUUUCCUUUCAUCUCAUUUUCUUUCCUUCCCCUUUUUUUGUCUUUUUCUACCUGCUUUAGUCUCGCUGUUACUUUCGUUUUUUUCUUCUCUUCUCUCCUUUCACCUUUUCAUUGUCUUUCUUAUUUUCAUCAUUAUUUUGUCAUUUUCUUCUCUUUUGUCUCUUUCCAUUUCAUUCCUUCGACAUUUCCUUCGCUUUUACCUCUGUUCUUUCCGACUUUUCUUUCUUUUUUUCAACUAUUGUUCACUUUUUUUCCACUUCUUUCUUCCUUCCAUCCUUUUCUCCCUUACUUGUUUUUGUUUCAUCGUCACUUUCUUUUUUUUCUUUAUCACUCUUUCUUUCCUUUCUUUUUUUUUCUUCGACUUGCUCCUCCAUUUUUUUUUUUGCAUCUUUCCAUCUUUCAUUUUCCUUACGUUUUUCGCUACUGUUUUUCUCGUCUUUCUUUUCAGCUUAUCUGCUGCAAUUUUUAAUUUCUUCUUUUUUUUCUAUUCUUCCUUCCCAUCGUCUCUUCCUUUAUUUCCUUUGACCUUUCUUUCACUCUUUUUUAUUUUUACUUUAUUCUUUUCAGUCAUUUCCUUUUUAGCCUUAUCCUUUCCUUUCUUUCUUUUAUUCCAUCGAUUUUUGUCUUCUUUUUUUUUCUUUUCGACCUUCUGUCUUUUCUUUCCAUCCUAUUUGUUCGUUUAUUUAUACAAGCUUUUAUCUCACCUUUUUCUUUUUCACUUUUCAUCGUUAUUUUACAUUGUUUCUUUUCUCGUCUUCUUUUUCUGUUCUUUCCCUUUCAUUUUCUUUUCUUUCUUUUCCCCUUCAUCACUCUUUUCUUUACGUCCAAGCUACAUGAGCUCAUCCCGAUAUUUCUGUGUUUUUCUUUAA
This is a messenger RNA of Acanthosepion pharaonis, 1536 nucleotides long. Lineage: Eukaryota; Metazoa; Mollusca; Cephalopoda; Sepiida; Sepiidae. The record is from the annotation of a GenBank genome assembly.